This is a messenger RNA of Thamnophis sirtalis, 1149 nucleotides long. It is a transcript of the gene RNF222, whose product is annotated as ring finger protein 222. The record is from RefSeq and is a predicted model, not a curated record. NCBI's taxonomy places the organism in Eukaryota, Metazoa, Chordata, Lepidosauria, Squamata, Natricidae.
GUGCCUGGGAAGAAGGUACUUCUGAGGACAUUCUUUCAUGGGACAGAAGCGGAGCCUCAGAAAACAAUCUCCUUUACAUGAUCUCCAUGGAUGAAGCAUAUUUGAGCAUCUUUUGAUAUCUUGGUUCACAGAAGUGAUCUGAGAGGGCAGGGAUGUCUCAGAACAACACUGGCAAAGAACCUCCUGCCGCCCCCCCAGGCGAGUGCCCUGUGUGUUACGAAACAUUUCAGUCUCCAAAAGUGUCCCGCCGGAUGCUGAGCUGCGGCCACACAUUUUGCCAUGACUGUUUGGUCAAGUGUCUGCUGUUCCAUGAAGAAGGGUACCUGCAAAAUAGCCUUACGUGUCCCAUCUGUCGCUUUGUGACCUUUCUCUGCAAUAAAAACGACUGCUGGCCUUCCAAGCCAGCCCUGACCCCAUCCUCUUUGGAGUUGCCUCUCUCACCUUCCUCGUUGCCACUCACCUGUGGAGUGCCACACGGCUCUGCAAAUACUUUGGUGGUUCCUGGCCAUUUCCUCUUGCCGCUGCACAAUUAUGGCAGACAACAAGGUUCGCAGAGGUAUCCUAUCGUGGACUCCAUUGUACGGCCCAGUGGCCUGGAAUGUGAAUCUCAUAUCUUCAUUAUUACUCAGUGUGGAAUGCCACUAAUGGAAGAGGAAUACAUUACCAUAGAUCACGGAGAAGCUGCUGAAUCAGAAGCAUCACAAACAUGUUCUGGAAUGGGCUGCUUCCAGUCACCUAUUAUGAUGGCUGUUUUCCUUAUCUCUGCUGUGGCUCUGUUGGGGGCUGUACUUCCCUGGCUUCUGCUUGUAAGAAAUAAUGAAUGAACAUGCUGGAUGAAUCCUUCUAUUUCCAAGGUGGGAUGAUUCCACGAUGAAGAUUGCUUGUCACUGCAUCUACAAGCAUGGAAGCCCAAAUAUUUGCAGGGUCCAGAUGGAUGGGAAGUCUUAUGAAGGGACUGGGAAUUGCAGAAAAUGGUAUUUGCGUUAUUCUUCCCUUGUCAGGGUUACUAGUAUCCUUAUUUUAGAGAUGCCAGGAAGACCACCAAGAGAAAUGAUUGAUCCUUAUACUAUGAUAAUUUCCACUACUAUUGCAUCCUCUUGUUUAAUUGCAUUGGUCUCCAGCUCCAUGACAUUCAGACAGCAGGCUAAU